UGUGUUACCGUUUGAGAGAGAGACAGAUGAACAAGGAAGAGAGGAGAAAAGAGAAAGAAUAUUUUUUUAUUCAACCAGGUAUUUAUUUAAGAGAAAAUAAUGGUUUGGAGUUGAUAUAGUGUUCUCUAAAUUAAGAGAAUUACUGUAGCAACUCCAAAAUUUUUUUUGGAGAAUUUGUGUGUUUAAAGAAGCUGCUGGAGUGUGAACAGUAGCCGUUGGUGGUCCAAAAUUAGCUUUACAGUGAUUGUUGGAGAUGCUCUAAAAGCCCUACACUUCUCAAUAAAAACUUAUGUGGCUAUACAAACUUCUAAGUUGUAAAUCCUGUCACCUCACUAAACACAUGGCAGUGGUUUCCUCAAGUUUGCUUUUCCUCCUCUCUGCCAUUUUGAUUCCCAUUCAGGCUUCUGCGCUGCUACCCUACCUAUUCCCACCUACUUGUAAAAACAAUUCUGGUAACUACACCAGCAACAGUACCUACAGGACAAACCUCAAUCAAGUCCUUUCCUCCCUCUACUCCAACACCACAAUUGAUUAUGGGUUCUACUAUUCCUCUUAUGGCCAAAACCCUGACAAAGUAUAUGCAAUUGGACUCUGUAGAGGAGACGUCAAUCCAGAUGACUGUCGUGGUUGCCUUAAGAACUCUUCCAUUCUUCUCACACAGGACUGUCCCAAUCAAAAGGAGGCAGUAGGGUGGUGCGACCAAUGUAUGUUACGUUAUUCAAACAGCUCCAUUUUUGGCAUCAUGGAUACUUCCUUUCAUGUCCUCGUGUGUGACAUGCAAAACGUAUCUGCCGAUAAUCUAGCUCAGUUCAAUGAUGAUGCCAAUAUGUUGUUGAAUAACCUAACAAGUGAAGCCGCAGCAGGUGGUUCUCUUCGCAAGUAUGCAGCACGAAGUGCAAUCACAACAGACUAUAGAAAAAUAUACGCACUUGUGCAGUGCACGCCUGAUUUGUCUGAGCAAGACUGCAUUAAUUGCUUACUUUAUGCUAUUGCAGCUGUUCCAGAUUAUUGUGCUGGCAAGGUGGGUAGGUUAGUAGUUCUAACCAGCUGUAAUAUCAAGUAUACGGUCCACUCCUUCUUUGACUCUACUGCAGCUUCAGCUCCAUCAUCAACCAAUACCACCACUUCUCCACCAUUAACCAAUACCACCACUAUUUCAGAAGGGAAUCCGAGCAACACAUUACGGACUGUCAUAAUUGUAGUUGUGGUAUCUGUUGCCUUUGUUGUACUAAUCGUCUCCAUCUGCAUCUGCAUCUAUUUGAGAGUGAGCAGUCCAAGGGAAAAAGCAGCAGAAAAUAUUGAUGAUGAAAUUCCAAGCGUGGAAUCCUUGCAAUUCGACUUUAGCACAAUUAGUGUUGCGACAGACGACUUUUCUGAAGCAAAUAAGCUUGGACAAGGUGGAUUCGGGGCUGUUUACAAGGGUACGCUCUAUAAUGGACAAGAUGUCGCAGUUAAAAGAUUAUCAACAAAUUCUGGACAAGGAGAUCUAGAGUUUAAGAAUGAAGUUCUAUUGGUUGCCAAACUUCAGCAUCGUAAUUUAGUUAGACUCUUAGGGUUUUGCAUGGAAAGGAAUGAAAGACUUUUGAUAUAUGAGUUUGUGCCAAAUACAAGCCUUGAUCACUUCCUUUUUGAUCCUAUCAAGCGUGUACAUUUGAAUUGGGAAAUGCGUUGCAAAAUCAUAGGAGGUAUUGCACGAGGGCUUCUCUACCUUCAUGAAGAUUCACGGCUUCGAAUUAUUCACCGUGACCUUAAAGCAAGUAACAUACUUUUAGACGAAGAAAUGAAUGCCAAGAUUUCAGAUUUUGGCAUGGCAAAAUUGUUUUUACUAGAUCAAACUCAAUCAAAUACAAGUAGAAUUGUGGGAACCUAUGGAUACAUGGCUCCAGAAUAUGCAAUGUAUGGCCAGUUUUCAGUGAAGUCCGAUGUCUUUAGUUUUGGUGUGUUAGUGUUGGAGAUAGUAAGUGGACAGAGGAACAAUUGUGUUCGAAAUGGAGAGAAUGUAGAGGACCUUCUAACCUAUGCAUGGAAUAAUUGGAGGAAGGGAACUGCUUCACAUAUUAUUGAUCCCACAUUGAGACAUAGCUCAACAAUUGAAAUAAUGAGAUGUGUCCACAUUGGCUUACUAUGUGUUCAGGAAAAUGUAACAGAUAGACCAACCAUGGCUUUGAUUGUGCUUAUGCUUAAUAGCUACUCUAUCACUCUUCCGGUACCAUCCCACCCUGCAUUCUUUAUGCACAGCAACAUUGAAUCAGACAUGCCAUCAAAUUGGGAGCAUAAUUUAGACGUGGCAAGGUCAGAUCAUUCCAAAGGCCAUUAUGUUCAACACUCAGCAAAUGAGGCUUCUAUUACUGAACUAUAUCCUCGUUAGUGCUUUAUGGAAGUUACAAAUAAGAUGGCAUAUUUUGAAAUUUAAUAUUAAGGCAUAUAUAUAUAUAUAGAGAGAGAGAGAGAGAGAGAGAGAGAGAGAGAACAAUUUUUUUAACUAUCAAUAUGUUGAUUGAUUUGGUUGUCCCAAAGAAAAUAAAAUGGUUUGUACCAAUCCUAUACAAU
Messenger RNA from Quercus lobata, 2550 nucleotides. RefSeq names its product cysteine-rich receptor-like protein kinase 10. Gene Ontology annotation, cellular component: plasma membrane. Gene Ontology annotation, molecular function: ATP binding; protein serine/threonine kinase activity. The transcript is spliced from 7 exons. Lineage: Eukaryota; Viridiplantae; Streptophyta; Magnoliopsida; Fagales; Fagaceae. Gene Ontology annotation, biological process: protein phosphorylation. The record is from RefSeq and is a predicted model, not a curated record. The coding region runs from base 290 to 2368 and encodes 692 amino acids.